Halteromyces radiatus is the source of this 1313-nucleotide messenger RNA. RefSeq names its product rab-GTPase-TBC domain-containing protein. Gene Ontology annotation, cellular component: endoplasmic reticulum membrane. The record is from RefSeq and is a predicted model, not a curated record. Gene Ontology annotation, molecular function: GTPase activator activity. Gene Ontology annotation, biological process: endoplasmic reticulum to Golgi vesicle-mediated transport; positive regulation of GTPase activity. The coding region runs from base 180 to 1262 and encodes 360 amino acids. NCBI's taxonomy places the organism in Eukaryota, Fungi, Mucoromycota, Mucoromycetes, Mucorales, Cunninghamellaceae. The transcript has 10 exons.
UCUCUUUUUUUCUUUACCCUUUUUUUUUUCUACACUAUAGUUUUUCCAAUUGAUCAAACAAACAAACAAAACCUAUUAUAGAGAGAACAUCUCUAUUUCUUUUGUGGAUGAAUUAAUAUACAAACCAACAACUCUUCUCUUAUGUAUUUAUUUCCUCUGAAAUCUCUUCACAUUUACUUAUGCAUGACUUGACCAACAAUCUUUCCUUGGGUGUGAAGAUGUCUCUAAUAAAGACUAUGAUUCACACUCAACGAUUGGAACUUAUACGACAAGCAAUCACUCACAAUGAUUUUACUACUUUACAAAAGAUGGCCAGGGAACCAGGAGGUUUUAUGAAAGAUUCGUUUCGCCAGUAUGUCUGGCCAAUUCUAUUACGAACUCACCAAGGAUACUAUAUUGAUGAAAAAGGCAGUGCCAAUGAUAUAGCUGAUCCUAUACAAAUAUCCAAAGACGUUGAACGAUCAUUAUAUUACUAUCCUCAAGAUAUUACACCUAACUUGAAGGCUCGCAAACAACAAGAAUUACAUCGUAUGAUUGUGGAAAUAUUAUGGCGAAAUCCUAGACUGAAAUAUUAUCAGGGUUUUCAUGAUAUAUGUACUGUAUUUUUAUUGGUACUUGGAAAAAGGGCGGGUAUUCCAGCAGCUGAAAAUGUGGCACUUUUCUUUACUAGAGAUGCGAUGCUUGAUUCGUUUGAUCCUAUAUCAAAACAAUUACGCUUGAUGAUGUCUAUUAUUGAAUAUGAAGAUACUGAAUUAAUGACUUUUAUGGAAAGGAAUAAUGUCAUGCCAUUCUAUGCUCUCAGUUGGGUUUUGACUUGGUUCAGUCAUGAUUUAACCGAUUUUAACAAAAUCACUCGACUCUUCGACCUGUUUAUUGCCAGCUCUGCCAUGAUGCCAUUAUAUGUAGCAAGUGCUAUUACAUUAAUUCGACGGGAUGAAUUACUUGGUGCUGAUCCAGAAUACUUACAUUCACUUAUGACUCACAUACCUGAAGAUAUUGAUAUAGAACGUACUAUUCAACUGGCUUGUCAUCUGGAAGCAAAUUAUUCAUCAUUAUAUCUUCAAAAACGUAGUGGGAUUUGGUUACAUGAUGAAUCAACUAUCAAUACAUGGGAACAUGAUUGGGAUGGUAAAAAGGUACCUGAUCGACUCAAGGCGGAUCAAUAUUUAGCAAAUGAUGUACCUGUGGAAGAAUGGGAAGAUGAACUACUGACAGAAUGGUUAACCAAAAGGAGGUGUUGUCUUGAUGAUGGCACUGAAUAGAUUAGAUUUGUUUUAUAGUUUUAACAAUAAAGCUCUCUUUUUUUUUUUUUU